GGCGUCGAGGUUGGCAACAGUGGCAUGCCGCGUGCCGCCAGUCUUCUCGCGGUGACGAUCGUACGACGAACCGGCCGAACGCUCGAAGCCGAUCGGGCGAUUCUCGUUCCGAUUCUCUUGAUCGUUCCUGCAAAUAUUCUCUACUUGCCGGAAGUGCAAUAAUUGGUUCACCUGAUCGGCAGGUGGCAAGGUGGGCCCCGGUGUUUGCCGACAAACGAUAGAUACUGUGAAUCAAGGCCACUAUUCGUCGUGCAACUCGUCGACGCUGGCGAACACUAACCACGGAUUGAAGCCGCGGGGAAUAUCUUCGUUCGUCGAGCAGCAGCAACAGAUGGCCGGGAUGAGCGUGCGGGACGGAAGAAGAAUGGACACCGUGAAGUCCUGGGCGGAGCGCAGCGUUUGGUCCCUGGUAUGCGCGAUGGAAUUAGGUUUGAUAUCGGACCCGUGUCUGACGAGCGUCUCGUUUGCCACGCUGUCCGAUGACAGGUCGCUCGUGAAGACACCGAUGCCCAACGAAUUCCCCUCGAUAAAUUCCACGAUCGAAACUGCUAGUCGCCCCCAGCUGAUGACCGGCCUGGCGUUCCCAGCGAGGACCGGCUCCCAGCGACGAGGAAGAAAACCAUCGUCCGCGUCGCCGUCCACGAGGUUAGCGGGCGUAUCUAGAACAGGACGCGUCACCAAAUCCACGACCACGGGGAGGAAGGUGCGCGCUGGUUGGACGAGGGAUCGCGGGCUGGAUCCGGGUCUCGACCGCGCGGCGAAUCCCACAGUGGCGAAUUUUUGGAGAUCCUGCAAGAGGAUACAGGAGACCCAGAGGAAACGGCCGGACCGAAAUUGCGGAGACGCGGACGAUCGUUUCCCGGAUCAGCCUCGGAGCGUCGUCCUCGCCCCGGGAAUUUGUUAUCGGACGCUGCAGGGCCCCAGACGCCGCGGAGACAUCGGCGAGAAGGGGGCUACGGUUCGAUCGAGCGGCUCCGCGGCCAGGGGAUUGGACCCGACGGUGGAUCACCAGUUGCGUCGCGGGAACGCGGCAAAACUCGUCGCCGAAGGUCGCGCGAUCAUGCGGCGGAGGCGGAAGAGGAGGCCGAAGCGCAAGAUGGCCGCGCGAAUCGUCGAGAACGCGAAAUCCGUGGCAUCCGAAAUUCUCCCGGCGCGCGACUGCGAGCCGGCCGUCCCCGACCUGGUGAGGGACGCGAUCCUCGACGAGGACCGAGCGGGAUCGUUCGACGACGAGCGCUGGGAAUGCGGGAACAGCUGUCGGCGCGCGACGGUAAACAGUCCACGCGAGGAUGGUCUUUGGGGUCCGAUAGCGAGCCACGACUACGAAAGGUCUUCCCCGUCUGAUAUCGAUCUAGCGACUGGUUUGCUUCCGCUGUCGGUGCUAGAAGAAACUAGGGAUAUGGAAGGUGGGGACGUUGAAGGCGGUAGCAGUCCGCAGGGAUCGUUCCUGGGGGAGGAACAAACGAUCUCGCCGGACGACGUCGACGCGCUGCCCCUGGCCAAAAGGAUCUUCGCCGGAAGCAAAUGUACCAGCGAAGAAGACGAGGAGAGUUAUUCGGCCGGCAGCGGCGCCGGAAGACACAGCAAACACGGUCGGACGUCGAGCACCGGAUCCCGCGAUUCGUAUGCCGUCCCGGCGGAUGCUCGCACGCCGAACGAACGUGAUUCGUCCGGCGACGAGCCGCGCUGCGAGAAACCGCGACGGCGGAGCGGUGCUCGCAAGCUGGACAGAGAUAGCAAUGAUUACCGAUCCAAGGACGAGUGCGGCGGUGAGUCGGAGGACAAGGUGGCCGCCGUGAAGAAGAGGAUAGCUAGGAACGGAGUGGUGACCACGUCCCUUAAGGACCCUGCCAGAACCGAUACGAUCCGCGCGAAGAUAUUUAAGAACGAUGAAGAGUAUUGCGAUAUUAGGAGGGUGACGCGGGGAUCGACUAGGAUCAGCAAGGAAAACUUCGUUGGGAAGCUCGUUUGGGGGUGUUGCUCUGGAUGGUGGCCAGCGUUAAUUAUCGACGCGGACCAUGUCGGAAUGUUGUCCGAGGCAGGAAAAUUGUGGGUUUACUGGAUCGGAGAAGCUCGUAUAUCAUUACUGAACGAAAAAACACAGAUCGAAUCGUUCUCGUGCAACCUGAAGUACAGACUGACGCAAGCCUCGAACGUGGCGCGGGUCCGAGCCAUUGACGCAACUAUGCAGAUGCUGCGCGGUUGUUUGGGCUGUACCUUGACGAAGCCCUACUCGAGCUGGAUCGAGAACAACUUCUCGGACGUGAUCGAGAUGAUCGAUGAAAUCAAGUUCUAUCCGUAUCCCGCCAGGAUACAGCAGAGGCUCGCCUAUCUAAAGGAGAAGAACGCGAAAGUCACCGAAAAGUAUUUGCUGGACCAAAAACGUGAAAGUCAACCGAGAAAGAUCGCCGAAAAACCGAAAGAGCCGCAGCAGCCGAGCGACGCGGAUUUAACGCGGUUGCCGCUCGGAGAGCAGAAUCCAGGUGUCAUAACGUGGGCAAAAAUCGCUGGGCACAAUUGGUGGCCAGCGAUGAUUAUCGAUUACCGGGACUGUUGCAUGCGUGAGCCGAGCUUCGGUUGCCAAUGGAUCAUGUGGUACGGCGACUACAAACUGUCAGAGGUCCACCACCAGUCGUUUUUGAGGUUCGAGAAGGGCCUGGAAAAGAUGCGCGACUACAUAAACAACACCAAGAAACACGCUUUCCUGGUCGGUGUCCUGCAGGCUUCGAAGGAUUAUUGCUUCCGAAUGGGACACGAAACCGAUAAUUGGACGCACGAGGAUGUGUUCAAAUGUUUUUUAAAAAUGAAUCGGACCCAGUCCCGGCAGAACCCUUUGAAAAAAGGGGAGUCCGCGAAAAUAUACGAUAAAUAUUCGACGCAUAUUGUGAAGAAGCUGAAUGAGCUGAAGAAUAAUCCGAACGUUGACGACCAACGCGCGGACGACAUACAGAAUAGCGAUGAUUUAUGUUCUGUAAUGAACGGGAAGAUCCCGCUGGAAUCUCUGUGCCUGAAGUGUCUGAAGAAUACUGGGGGCCCUAUGGAGACGCAUCCGUUCUUCGAGGGUUCUCUGUGCAUUCAGUGCUCGGAGCAAUACAAACCGUGCAUGUUCGUGUUCGGAAACGACGCAAAAUGCUUCUACUGCACGAUCUGCGCGGCGACCGGGACGGUGAUCAUUUGCGACAACGAGGACUGUCCGAGGGUUUAUUGCACCGCCUGCAUGAAACACUUGCUGUGCCCCACAACCUACGAGCAGGUCCUAAUGGAGGAUCCUUGGGAGUGCUUCCUCUGUAAAAGCAGGUCCGACUCCGUCCCCGACACGGUAGUGAGGCCACGAUCGAACUGGAAGGACAAAAUAAUCGAUAUGUUCCGGACGAACGGCAAUCCGAGCGUGCGGGUGGCUAAGCACACCGACCAAACGCGAAGGAUUCGGGUUCUCUCUCUGUUCGACGGUUUGAGCACCGAACGUUCAUCGAUUUCUACGAAGGUAAACCGCGCGGUUUCAGGUUUGCUGGUCCUCCGCAAGCUAGGCUUAAUCGUGGACGUGUAUUAUGCGAGCGAGAUCGACCCGGAUGCGCUGAUGGUCAGCGCCACGCAUUUCGGCGACCGCAUCGUCCAUCUGGGUGACGUCAAGGACAUCACGAAAGAGAAGAUCAAGGAGAUGGCGCCGAUCGAUCUGUUGAUCGGCGGAUCGCCGUGCAAUGACCUGAGCUUGGCUAAUCCAGCGCGAUUGGGUCUCUACGAUCCAAAGGGAACAGGGAUCCUGUUCUUCGAAUACUGUCGGAUCAUGAAGCUGGUGAAGAAACUUAACAACGGGCGUCACCUGUUCUGGCUGUACGAGAACGUCGCCUCGAUGCCGAGCGAAUAUAGAUUGGAAAUGAACAAGCAUCUGGGCCAGGAGCCCGACGUGAUAGAUUCUGCAGAUUUUUCCCCUCAGCACAGGCUGAGACUGUAUUGGCAUAAUUUGCCGAUAGAACCGCACUCGCUCUCUUUCCAAGGCGAACAGGACGUGCAGGAUAUAUUGACGCCACACUGCCAAAGAUAUGCACUCGUCAAGAAGAUUCGCACAGUCACUACUAAAGUGAACUCCUUGAAGCAAGGUAAAUUGGCCCUAAAGCCAAUCUUGAUGAAAGACGCAAGCGACUCGCUGUGGAUCACCGAGCUCGAGGAGAUAUUUGGAUUCCCGCGUCAUUACACGGACGUGAAGAAUUUAUCGGCAACGAAGCGGCAACGGCUAAUAGGCAAAUCAUGGAGCGUACAAACCCUCACUGCCAUUUUCAAGUCCCUCUGCCCCUAUUUCGAGUGCAAUGCCAUGGAGACCGAUUUCGCUGCAGCCACAACUCCGAAAAUCCGCGAUUAGACAUACGGGCCGUAGAAUCGUCGAGCGCCAUUACGUUACACGAAUGAUGAUUUUAUCUAGUCUGAAAAGAGACGAAUGUUUUCAAGAAUUUUUUUUAUUUCUCCUUUUUAAUCAUUUUUAUCAUUUAUUUUUAAUUUUAUUACAAUUAGAGUAACCGGUAAUUUAUGCCGUUUAUCUGUGCCUUGUUCACACGUGCUCGAUCGUGUUUUUGUAAUGUGUAUUCUUUCUACACCGCCAUGAGUGAAAAAAAUAUUUUACAGACAUGUUAAACGUAUCCUACAAGAUGUACCUCUUUAAUUGCUGUUAUCUUGGCAAUAAAAAUAAAAAGAUGAUUAUCAACAAUCAUUCUGA
Messenger RNA from Nomia melanderi (Alkali bee), 4708 nucleotides. It is a transcript of the gene Dnmt3, whose product is annotated as DNA methyltransferase 3. NCBI's taxonomy places the organism in Eukaryota, Metazoa, Arthropoda, Insecta, Hymenoptera, Halictidae. Gene Ontology annotation, cellular component: nucleus. Gene Ontology annotation, molecular function: methyltransferase activity. The record is from RefSeq and is a predicted model, not a curated record.